AAAGAAAUUCAAUUAUUGUUAUCGAUUAUUAUUCACUCACUUUGGCAUUUGACAACAUCGCAGCCCUAGUACUUUCUUCCGUAACCGUUGUUGCAUGAUUUUGUUGUGGAUUUUUUCUGUUUUAUUGAAUUUCAUUUAUUUUUUUAGUGUUAAAAGUCACUUUGAUCGCUUUUGAGUGUUCUGUGGCCAUACUUCAAGCUUUACACACGAUGUCGACUCCCGAAGACGAGAUCAAAGAUCUCAGGGAGAAAAACAAUGAAUUGGUGCAAAAAGUGCAAUACUGGAAGAUGACUGCAGCACAGCGAGAGAACGAGAAGCUCGAGCUGAUGAAAGAAAUAAAUGAACUGCGACUGAAGCUCAGUCGAAUCAGGAGUGGUGGAGCGGCUCAGNCGGCCCAAGCCAGAAAACUAGAUGCUGCGUUACAAUCAGCCAGCGAAGAGGCUCUUUCACAUCUGGUUCAGGCCUCCGGAGCAGUAGCGCGGACCAUAGAACUGGCUAAAACGUAUAUGAGAGAUAGACAGCAGCUAGACACAGCGUCCCCUAGAUGGAGCAAUAUUGGGGGGACGCCUAACAAUGAUAGGGUCCAUCGUGUCCCACCAAUGAUGAUUGGGGGACAGUCCAUUCAGCCUGUGGUGUCGUUAAGCCGGGCCAUUUUAAACACAAGCAAUCCAAGAACAGCAUCAAGGAGUCCUAAUUCAUCACUCAACAGAAGUGUAACGCCCAGAGCACUGCCUAUGCACAUGUUACAAGACGUUUACAUCCCUCUAACGAGAAUAGACGCCGCCUUACACGACCAGGCAGGGAACAACAUGGAAUCGGAUACAGAACAGAAUGACAUGGAGGAUAGCAGUGGAGACUUGGGCCUUGAAGACAGUCACGAAAGAUCUGUUGAUGAAUCUCAAAAUAUUACAGAAGAAGACUUUGAAGAAUCGCGGAGACUGGAUGCAGUGACUGAAGAUUUGGAACCUGAAGAUGAAAUAGAAACACCUCCAAGCAGUAGAGUGGACAAUCCGCUAGAAGGCCCCAGCUGGUUGCUUGACGCACCGAGAAAUGAUAAGCCAAGCGUGUCCCGGCCGCGCUCGAACCUGGAACCUGACUCCACCACCGAAGUUGAGGAGAACGCCAACGCGCACACUGCCUCGCCCGCGCUGUCGAAUGAUGAGGCAGAGAAGGAGAACGCGCCCGUAUGCGAGUUUUCGCCGACGCUGCGGCGCCGCAAGCGGUCCGCCUCGCCGCCGUCGCCCGCGCCGUCGCCGCUGCCGCGGGCGCAGUCUCGCGUCGUUAGGCGCCCUAGUAAUAGUGGUCGAGUGCUAAAAGUACUCGUGGCCAAAAUGCGUCUGGACGACGACAGCGCCGGCGACGAGAAUGAUGCGUCCCCACCGAAGCGAUCGCGAGAAUCGCCCACGCAAAGGCAAGAUUCACCCGUGAGGAAAUCCCGUGAAUCGCGGGAUUCCCCCAGCGAAGUACGAGACUCGCCUAAUAGAAAAUCGCGGGAAACGCGGGACUCGCCUAGCAGAAGAUCGCGGGAUUCGCCUGUCAGAAGGUCGCGGGAAUCGCGGGACUCGCCGACCAGAAGAUCGCGCGAUUCGCCCCUCAAGAAACCCGUGAGGUUCGACGCGCCCAGCCCGAAUGGAUCGACGGACGCAAGGGUUAUAGUGUCGGAAGUGGUACCCGAGCCGCAAAUGCUCGGCGGAGGUGACGCGCCACGCAGCGCGAGCGUGACGUCACGCGGCUCCCGCGACAGCCGCGCGGCGUCGUCCAGCGACAGCGACGAGCCCUCGGGACGCACGCGCCGCCCGCGCAAGCCCGUUACCUACAAGGAGAAGCCGCUCAACAGAAAAAUGAGAAGAUGAUCCGGAUGACUUUCUCUCGGCGUUUUUCAUUAUAAUACGUUUGAUGUUUUAAUCCAAACCAAUAAGUGUCCCGAUCUGGUAACGACUACGUAAGCAUAUCCGGUCUGAAACAGGAUUCAGAAUCGCUCACUUAAACCUUUCGAUGUGACAUUUUAUCCUCGUGACUGAAGUGUGCUAAGCAAAGCCUGUAGAUCAGAUACGAUAGCGAACCAUAUAUGCCAGCGUUCACACCAGUUUGGAUGUCUGGAUGUUUGUUACUCUUUCACGCAAAAACUACUGAACGGAUUUUGAUAAAACUUUACAGUA
Messenger RNA from Ostrinia furnacalis (Asian corn borer), 2159 nucleotides. Its product is annotated as serine/arginine repetitive matrix protein 1. Gene Ontology annotation, biological process: meiotic chromosome segregation. The record is from RefSeq and is a predicted model, not a curated record. Bases 210 to 1853 code for a protein of 547 amino acids. Gene Ontology annotation, cellular component: nucleus; chromosome, centromeric region. The transcript has 12 exons. NCBI's taxonomy places the organism in Eukaryota, Metazoa, Arthropoda, Insecta, Lepidoptera, Crambidae.